Messenger RNA from Protopolystoma xenopodis, 273 nucleotides. The record is from the annotation of a GenBank genome assembly. NCBI's taxonomy places the organism in Eukaryota, Metazoa, Platyhelminthes, Monogenea, Polystomatidea, Polystomatidae.
AUGCAUACAGACACACCCAGGGUACCAAGUGAUGGUGUGUUAGGGGAGGAGGAGGAGGAGGAGGAGGAGGAGGUGCGCAUUCAGAUUCGUCAAUUGCUGGCACUCCGAAUCCGGAGAGAAGCUGGUGGAAUCGGUGCCAAGCUGGCCUCGCUUCGACAGACCCCAUUCCGGACUCCGGUCGGUGGGUGCAUUUCGCCCAACAUACACCGACCGUACCAGUUGACACGUUUCUCGUCGACACGCCGGUCAGAACCGAGAACAGCAAAAGGUUGA